AUGGCAGUGGGCAACUUAACACCGAGACGUAGCCUAGGCUAUUUUUUUUUUCAGUCAGGCAAAAUGCUAAGGCUCUCAAGUCCUGCUACCGGACACGUGGUCACGCUCCUUUGGUAGAAUGCAGAAUGGUUGUUGUCAAUUUGGCUGUUGGGCUAUUAAACUCCGUCAUUCGCACGGAUCUCAGGUUUCCGAUCAUUAGGUGUGCGUUAACACUUGCAAAUGUUGGAGGCUGUUGGAUGAAUGAAAAACUGCAUGACAUUGGCUGUCUGUGCGUCUGUGCAGUGUUCUAUUGGCUCUCCUCCUCCACUGCCCUGUCUACGACUCUUGUCAGCGCACGGUAACGGCGCAUGCGUCUUACUUUACUCCUCAGCCUUUGAAACUCGGGUUGAGUUCAAUUAAGAGACCAUGUCCGCCAUCAGCCGUCUGCAGUCCUCUGUCUUCUCAUUUAAACCAAAUUCUCCAUGAAAUAGUAUUAUCGCGUGGCCUAGAGAAUGGCCGGCUUGGGUGCUGUCCAGGUGAAAUUGGAACUCGGCCACCGUGCCCAGGUCCGGAAGAAACCCACUGCGGAGGGCUUCACGCACGAUUGGAUGGUUUUUGUCCGAGGACCAGAGCAAAGUAACAUUCAGCACUUUGUGGAAAAAGUAGUUUUUCACCUGCACGAAAGCUUUCCCAGACCAAAAAGAGUGUGCAAGGAACCUCCCUAUAAAUUGGAGGAGUCGGGAUACGCCGGCUUUAUCCUGCCCAUUGAGGUUUACUUCAGAAAUAAGGAGGAACCUAAGAAAGUGCGCUUUGACUACGACCUGUUCCUGCACUUGGAGGGCCACCCGCCUGUCAAUCACCUGCGCUGUGAGAAGCUGACCUUUAAUAACCCCACGGAGGAGUUCAGGAAGAAGCUGCUCAAGGCCGGAGGGCAACGUGAUCCUCACAAAAGGGGCUCAGAAGAUUCAAAAGUGAUGGUCAUGCAGGAGGGCUCGACGUCUCUGUUCGGUCAGCACCUGAAGCUGCCCACGCUGCCCAGCAGCUCCCUCACCUUCACCUUCCCCGACCUCAAGAAGAGCAAGCCCUUUCCGGGGUCAAAGGACGGUUCUCGGAGCAGCGGCACGCUCACCCUCUCCUCUUCCUCCUCUUCCACCUCCUCCACCAAGCUGGCCAAGCCGGUGAAGGAGCACCGCGACAAACCUCCCCGCGCCUCUAAGGAGCCCAAAAGUGCCUUCAGGGAGCUGAGCAGGGACACGGGCAAGCCCUCCAAAGACUCCACCACCACCACCUCCUCCUCCUCCUCCUCCAAGAAACCCAAAGACAACCAGAACCAGAACCAGCCCCUCCGGGACGAACAGCACCCCCCCAAGAUGGGCUUCAAGGAGCCCAAGGGGCUUGUCAAGGAGCCGCGGCCCGAGGGGGGGUUCGGGGGGGUCGUCAAGCGGCCCCCGGGGGAGACGGUGGUCGGGGAGGAUCACGUGACCAAAAAGCGGAAGAAGGGCUUCCCGUCGGAGGGCCAGGGGAAGCCGGUGCUGGGCUCGCCGCAGAUGCUCCAGCAUUCCCACACGGAUAAGAAAGUGCCCAGGGACAAAUCCCAGAUCCGGCCCGGGAAGCUGACCCGGGGGGAGGGGGAGGCGGAGAGGAGGAAGGCCCCCAUGCUCCCACCCUUCCAGGAGCUGGUGGACCCAAACGACUCGGACAUGGACGACAACGCGUCCACCAAAUCAGAGGUAAGUCUGGGUGGGUUGGUUCUAAUUGCACAGCUGUACAGGUGUACAGGUCUUAAUCACCCCCUGUGUGCUGCUGUUGAACUGGGUGAGUUUGUUGCAGUCGUGGUACUAAAGGGUGCUGAGAGCUCAGUCAACUCUACACUGCACAGGGGUCAACUCUACGACAGGGUCACCUACCGCACAGGGGUCAACUCUACACCGCACAGGGGUCAACUCUACACCGCACAGGGGUCAACUCUACACCGCACAGGGUCAACUCUACACCGCACAGGGGUCAACUCUACACCGCACAGGGGUCAACUCUACACCGCACAGGGGUCAACUCUACACCGCACAGGGGUCAACUCUACACCGCACAGGGGUCAACUCUACACCGCACAGGGUCAACUCUACACCGCACAGGGUCAACUCUACACCGCACAGGGUCAACUCUACACCGCACAGUCAACUCUACACCGCACAGGGGUCAACUCUACACCGCACAGUCUCGACCCCAGACUGAACACUCAUCAUCACAGUCUCAUAACUCUGUGA
Molecule: messenger RNA, 2243 nt
Organism: Clupea harengus (Atlantic herring)
Lineage: Eukaryota; Metazoa; Chordata; Actinopteri; Clupeiformes; Clupeidae
Gene: mllt3
Product: protein AF-9-like
Exons: 8
Coding region: 492-2243 (583 amino acids)
Biological process (GO): positive regulation of DNA-templated transcription
Cellular component (GO): transcription elongation factor complex
Molecular function (GO): chromatin binding
Source: RefSeq, a predicted model, not a curated record